CUCCAAAAAUGGAGUUUAGUCAGAAACUAAACUCCGCCUCUUCCUCCGCCCCAGGCCCGCCCCUCCUCCAGUCGAUGGAGUUUGAGGCGAUUUUUUUUUAAUGAUUAGUGAUUCGGAGCAUCUGUGAGCACGCUGACUCGUGCAGAUUCGCUAUGGUUACGGUUUUGCUCGUUUGCAGGUAAAAAGUAAUGUGUAAGCGUUUAUCCACCUCAUACGGAGAAUGACAGGGAAUUUAAACAGUUCCCUUUUGUGACCUAGAAUGGAGUAACUGCGUUCGUCUGCUUUAACUUGAGAAAAGUUUGCACGCACUACGUAAGUUACUCAGAAACUAAAAUGUUUGAAGACUUAUAACCGGGUACAGUCCAAGACAUGCUGUCAAAGCAUGGAAACAGACGACGUGUCGGUUAGAGAACAACUUUUCCACGACCGAGUCCGAGAAACCAUUAUUUGCGUGCUGCUCUUCAUUUGCCUGUACAUGUUGUCUCACCUCAUUCUCACCCACUUUAAGAAGAAUGCCGAGUUUGUCAACGAUGACAUUGAGGAUGCCAUUGUCAAUAAAAUUGCGCUGUGGCUGUGCACGUUCACACUGUCGGUCGCCGUGUGUGCUGUCCUGCUCCUUCCCAUCUCCAUCCUAUCCAAUGAAGUCCUGCUCACAUUCCCACACAGUUAUUACAUGCAGUGGCUCAAUGGCUCGCUGAUCCGCGGCUUGUGGAACUUAGUCUUCUUAUUCUCAAACCUCUCGCUGGUCUUCCUCAUGCCUUUUGCAUACUUCUUUACUGAAGCAGAAGGGUUCGCAGGCUCUAAAAAGGGUGUAAUGUCACGGGUAUAUGAGACUGCAGUGAUGUUGCUGCUCCUCAGUCUGCUGGUACUGGGCAUCUUGUGGGUGGCAUCAGCUCUUCUCCAUGACAAUGCCGCUCGUGAGAGUCUUUACGACCUGUGGGAAUAUUAUCUUCCCUAUCUCUACUCUGGAAUCUCACUCUUUGGAGUUCUGCUACUGUUGUUGUGUACACCUUUUGGGCUGUCACGUAUGUUUAGUGUCACUGGAAGUUUAUUGGUCAAACCUCGGUUGCUGGAGAAUGUUGAGGAGACGAUGAACUGUGCAGUGUUUGAAGAAGCCUCCCUUUCCAGGAAGUUGAACAGUUGCACCUCCUGUUGGGUUAAUGUUAGUGUUAAAGCAGAGACGGUCAACAAGCAGUUUUUGAAUGUACGGGCAAAACGCAUUGCUUUAGAAUUGCGAGAGAGAGCAUCUCCAUGGCAACGAAACCUGGGAUACCCACUGGCUAUGCUGCUGCUUUUAGCAUUAACGGCCGUCUGUGUGCUGAUGGUGUGUUUCCAUGUGCUUGAGCUCCUCUUUGAUGAGUCUGCUAUGCCGAGAGGAAUGGAGGACCCUCGUCUGGGGCUCGCCUCUUUCUCCAUGUUUGGUUCUUUGGGAGCUGCGGUGCAGGUGGUUCUUAUACUGUAUCUCAUGGUCUCCUCGGUCGUGGGCUUUUACAGUUCUCCUCUCUUCACUAGUUUGUUGCCACAGGCACAGGACACGACCCUCACACAGAUUAUAGCAAACUGUGUGUCUCUUCUAAUACUCAGUUCAGCUUUGCCUGUUUUCUCCCGCACAUUGGGAAUCACAAGGUUUGAUCUGCUUGGAGACUUCGGGAGAUAUAACUGGCUUGGAAAUUUCCACAUUGUUUUCCUAUACAACAUACUGUUUGCUGGCCUAACCUCUGCCUGCCUCAUUAAAACAGUCACAUGGGCAUUGCAAAGAGAGCUCAUCCGUGCCUUCGGCCUCCAUAGACUGACCGUGUCCCGAUCCACCGUCCCCCUUAAACUUCUCCUGGCCAGUGGGCUUUCAAAAAUUCACUGAAACGGCCCCUCGAGUUGCUGGUGAACUCCCUGUGGUCAGUCCAAUCUGGUAUAUGGUCUUCAAAGCUAUUACGGUACAAGGGACCACCUUACCGUACAUUUAAUAAAGGGAUCUUCUUUUCUGGCCUUUCAAUCGUCAGUACACUUGAAAAAAAUGCCUGCGUGAAAAAUGAACAAUUGUUUAUAAGGACUUAUAAGUCCAGACAGGAGAGCUAUUUCAGAGGAUGACAUCACAGUCCCGACCACGUUUCCUUUUCCUGCUGGUUGAAUAAGUGUGUUGAGUCCUGGUGGGCCUCCACACUUUCCCCUUGUAUGUGACUAUUUUUAGUGUCAUUCAACCAGUCCAGUCCCGGUUGUGAUGCGGGCCAUUACUGGACUGCUGUAGCAAGACAUUGAUCCCGGCAGACGUCGUGUAAUGGUGUUUGUCAGCAUCUGACUGAGGUGAAGAAACUGGGAGUAUUGGACAUGAUGCAGUUUAAGGGAAAUAGAAAAAUGGUUUUAAAGCGUAUGUAAAAAAAAAGUAAUAUGCUGAUUUCAGGCUUAAGGCCCAGUUAACUGUGAAUGUGUGUUUUUUACAGUACGUGUUUAUUUGUAAAGCUUUAAUGUGCAAUAUUAUGCUAUGAAAGUUGACACCAAAUCAAACUUAACUGCCUUCCAGAAAUUUGUUUUGUUGACCAAAUGUUUGUGUCGGUGGUGAUUUUUACGAACACUUAAAUCAGACAAUAAGGUCAAAGUUUAGCUUUUUAGGUUGAGCUGUGUCGAGGGACCAUCCACACAAACGUACCCAUUUCCUGUUUCAUGGACACUUGUGGUGGUGUUGUGACACUGAUAAUGGGGUUUUACAAUUUGAUAAUCACUCGUCGUUUUAUAUGCAGUAUUAUAUAUGGUGUACGCUGUAUCUGAUAUGCCGAUGACACCGUCAUUUGUAUAAUUUUGUUAUUUAUAUUUUUUAUUCUCUUAGCAUCAUUUUUAAACGUUCUUCAGGUGGUGGCCAGUAGGGGGCAGUGUUUUAUAAAAGCAAAUAUCCACUACAGUAGCUUUUUGAGAUCUUUAUCAACCUUUUUUUAAACUUUCACAUUAUAAUUCUGCAAAUAAGAGUUUGUCAUUUCCGUUGAGUGCCAUUUUACAAUGAUGUAGCCAUAUGAAGAUGAAAAAUCCUUUCUUAAAUGUUUUGCUCUUUUACGGAAUGUAUUUUUUAUUGAAUCCUUUGGCAAGGAUGAUAGUGGAAAAAAGAGAUAUUGUGAUAGAUGAUAGUGAUGGAUUUUCUGUGCUACAUUAUUAAUGGGUAAGAGUAACUUAAAAAAAAUAGUGAGCAUUAGAUAAAAAAAAACACAUUAAGAACUUGCUGCUAUUUUAAUAGUUUGACUGUUAGUUUGGGCAAAUCCAAAUGAAUGAUUUGAAGAAAUGUGUACAAUUUUCUACUCUUAGGAAAUAAGAACAAUAAACAUUUCCACCUGUUUUUCUAA
Messenger RNA from Misgurnus anguillicaudatus (oriental weatherfish), 3323 nucleotides. It is a transcript of the gene lmbr1l, whose product is annotated as limb development membrane protein 1-like. Gene Ontology annotation, molecular function: transmembrane signaling receptor activity. The record is from RefSeq and is a predicted model, not a curated record. Gene Ontology annotation, cellular component: plasma membrane. NCBI's taxonomy places the organism in Eukaryota, Metazoa, Chordata, Actinopteri, Cypriniformes, Cobitidae. Gene Ontology annotation, biological process: signal transduction; receptor-mediated endocytosis.